Molecule: messenger RNA, 7098 nt
Organism: Homarus americanus (American lobster)
Lineage: Eukaryota; Metazoa; Arthropoda; Malacostraca; Decapoda; Nephropidae
Gene: Duox
Product: dual oxidase-like
Exons: 25
Coding region: 96-4595 (1499 amino acids)
Biological process (GO): response to oxidative stress
Molecular function (GO): heme binding; calcium ion binding; peroxidase activity
Source: RefSeq, a predicted model, not a curated record
UGUGUUGUGGGUGGGUGCUGAGCGCGCUCUCCUGAAAAAUAUUUUCUAUCUUCUCACUUUUCUUGGCCCGGGCAGCCAAGGGAAAAAUUGUCCUAAUGGACUGCUUAAAAUGGAUAGUUCUCUGUGUAUUUUUACUCCAUGGAUGCAUAGCGUCCGGCAGCGAAGAUAUCCCGGAGAGCUACAUAGAGAAGCAGCGUUAUGACGGCUGGUACAACAACUUGGCUCACCCUGGCUGGGGUUCUGCAGAGUCCCGUCUGACGCGUAAGACCCCCGCCAGCUAUGCCGACGGGGUGUAUAUGAUGGCUGGGCAGGAUAGACCCUCCUCCAGGAAGCUCUCUGAGGCGUUCAUGAAGGGGCGUGAUGGUCUCGCCUCCACCUUGAACCGUACUGCUAUGCUGGCCUUCUUCGGCCAGGUAGUAUCGUCAGAGGUGCUGCAGGCGUCAGAGAUCGGCUGCCCCAUCGAGAUGCACAAGAUCGACAUAGAGAGAUGCGACGAGAUGUAUGACGAGCACUGUGCGGGGGAUAAGUUCAUGCCCUUCCACCGAGCUGGCUACGACUACUCCACCGGCCAGAGCCCUAACAGCCCCCGCGAACAGCUGAAUUACGUGACGUCAUGGCUGGACGGGAGCUUCGUGUACAGCAUGAGUGAGGCCAGACUCAACAUGCUGAGGUCCUUUGAGAACGGCACCUUCAGGACGGCCCCGGGGGAUCCUACCAUGCCGCCCCGGAACACUGAAAGGAUCCCCAUGUUUAAUAAUCCUACGCCACAUGUCCUCAAGAUCCUCAGCCCGGAGAGGAUAUUUUUGUUAGGGGAUCAGAGGACCAAUCAGAACCCUGCUUUAUUGGCGUUCGGGAUUUUGAUGUUCAGGUGGCACAACGAGGUGGCCUCCCGCAUCCAGGCCAAGAAUCCAGACUGGGGUGACGAGGACAUCUUCCAGCGGACCAGGAGGAUUGUCACCGCCCAUCUGCAGAACAUCAUUAUGUACGAGUUCUUGCCGGCGUUCCUCGGGGAGAGUGUUGAGCCCUAUACCAGAUACCGCUCUGACAUCCACCCGGGCAUCUCUCACGUCUUCCAGUCUGCCGCCUUCAGGUUCGGACACACCCUGAUUCCUCCUGGGCUGUACCGACGAGCCCCUGGCGACGAAUGUGAGUUUCCUAUGACUCAGACUGGGUACUCCGCCCUCAGGCUCUGCUCUACCUGGUGGGACGCUAAUGAUGUGAUGAGAGAAGGCACGGUAGAGGAGCUGAUGAGGGGCCUAGCGUCUCAGUUGGCCGAGCAGGAGGACCAUGUGUUGUGUUCUGACGUUCGCAACAAACUCUUCGGCCCCUUAGAGUUCUCCAGGAGGGACCUUGGUGCCCUCAACAUCAUGAGAGGGCGAGACAACGGACUGCCAGACUACAACACCGUCCGUAAGUGUUUUCAUCUGCCGCCUGUUGAGUCCUGGGAAACCAUCAACCCCAAGCUGACCCAAGAGGAGCCUGACCUCAUAGCCCGGCUCAAGGAUUUAUACCAGGACAACCUCAUGAAUAUUGACCUAUACGUGGGCGGCAUGUUGGAGACCCAGGACGGUCCAGGGCCGCUCUUCACCGCCAUCAUCAAGGAACAGUUCACCAGACUCAGAGACGCCGACAGAUUCUGGUUCGAGAAUGAGGACAACAAGAUGUUCACGCCCGAGGAAAUAGAUGAGAUCCGUCAGGUGAAGCUGUGGGACAUCAUCGUCAACGCCUCCGCCGUCUACCCCGACGAGAUCCAGCGCAAUGUGUUCUUUCACCUGGAUACCGACCCCUGCCCUCAGCCAGCCCAGCUCAACACCAGCGAAAUGGAACCCUGUGACUACCUGCAGGGCUUUGAUUACUUCCAGGGGUCAGAGGUGACAUACAUCUACUCCUGUAUCCUGCUGGCCGCCGUGCCCCUCAUCUGUGCAGGCGCCGGCUAUGCCACCGUCAAGUUCCAGAACUCCCGCAGGAGACAAAUCCUGACCAAGCAGGAGGAGAACAACAAUGGCCGCAGCAGUGACAAGAUGAUGGUGAAGGAGUGGCUGCAUCAGAACCACAAGCGCAUUGUUAAGGUGAAGUUUGGUCCUAACCAAGAGAUAUCAACAGUGAACAGGAAGGGGGAGAAGAUGCGUAAGGUGUCUCUAAAAGGCGUAGACAACCUGAUGGUGGAGAUCACGCAGGACCCCCGCAGGAAACUCAUGGUUCUCGUCCGCCCCCCCAAGGACCAUGACCUGGUGCUGGAGUUUGACACUGAAGCAGCACGGCGCAAGUUUAUCAACAAACUGGAACAGUUCAUGAACUCUCUUAGGAAGACCGUGGAGAAGGUCAACACCUAUAAGGAACAGAUGUUGGCCAACGCUGAGACCAAGGAGCGCCGUCAGAAGCGUCUGGAACAGUUCUUCAGGGAAGCUUAUGAGCUCACCUUUGGCCUCAAACCUGGCGAAGAGAAGAGGAAGCUGGAGGAGACAGACAGUGAUGUGGUCAUGGUGAUGCGAACAUCUCUCUCCAAGAAGGAGUUCGCUGAAGCUCUGGGGAUGAAGUCGGACGACAUCUUCGUGCGGCGCAUGUUCAACAUCGUAGAUAAGGACGGCGACGGACGUAUAUCCUUCCAGGAGUUCCUCAACACCGUGGUGCUCUUCAGUAAAGGCACAACGGACGACAAGCUGCGUAUUAUUUUCGACAUGUGUGAUAACGACCGUAACAACGUGAUCGACAAGACUGAACUGUCCGAGAUGUUGAGGUCCCUCGUGGAGAUCGCCAAGACCAACACCGUCAGUAACGAGGAGGUGGAGGAUCUUAUCGACGGGAUGUUCAGCUCUUCAGGCAUAGACCACAAGGAGUCACUCACCUACGACGAUUUCAAGCUCAUGAUGAGGGAGUACAAGGGUGACUUCAUUGCCAUUGGCCUCGACUGUAAAGGUGCCAAGCAGAACUUCCUGGACACCUCUACCAAUGUUGCCAGGAUGACCAGUUUCCACAUCUCUGAGAACCGGGAAAUAUACCAUCACUGGAUGUUCAAGAAGUACAAUUCUAUCGCCACCUUCCUGGAGGAGAACCGCCAGAAUGUGUUCUAUCUGUUCGUCUUCUACGUCAUCACCAUCGCUCUCUUCUGUGAAAGAUUUAUCCAUUACUCCUUCAUGGCUGAGCACACUGACUUACGACACAUCAUGGGGGUCGGCAUCGCCAUCACCCGAGGAGCCGCGGCAUCCCUCUCCUUCUGCUACUCCCUCCUGCUGCUCACUAUGUCCAGGAACCUCAUCACUAAGCUCAAGGACUUCAGCCUCCAACAGUACAUCCCCCUCGACUCCCAUAUACAGUUCCACAAGAUAGUAGCGUGUACAGCCCUCUUCUUCAGUAUCCUACACGCCUGUGGUCACUUGGUGAACUUCUACCACGUGUCGACCCAGCCUGUGGAGAACCUGAGGUGUCUCACCCAAGAGAUUGCCUUCGCCUCCGAUCAGAAACCCACUGUUGGUUAUUGGCUCUUCCAGACUUUAACUGGAGUCACCGGUAUAUUGCUGUUUAUCAUCAUGUGCAUCAUCUUCAUCUUUGCUCAUCCGAUGAUUCGUAGGAAGGCGUACAAGUUCUUCUGGGCGGCUCACCAACUGUACAUUUUCCUCUAUAUCCUCAGUCUCCUACACGGUCUGGCCCGGCUGACUGGAGCGCCAAGGUUCUGGUUGUUCUUCAUCAUCCCAGGCAUCAUCUAUACCCUGGACAAGAUCAUCAGUCUCCGCACCAAAUACAUGGAACUGGAUAUUAUCGAGACAGAGCUGCUGCCUUCUGAUGUAGUGAAGGUCAAGUUCUACAGGCCGCCAAACUUCAAGUACCUCAGUGGACAAUGGGUGAGACUAUCGUGUACAGCCUUCCGCCAGUCAGAGUACCACUCAUUCACUCUAACUUCUGCACCCCAUGAGAACUUCCUCUCGUGCCACAUCAAAGCUCAGGGUCCUUGGACGUGGAAGCUUCGAAAGUUCUUUGACCCACACAACUACGUCCAUGAUGAAGAGAAUCCUCCCAGGAUUCGUCUGGAGGGACCAUUUGGUGGUGGCAACCAGGACUGGUACAAGUUUGAAGUGGCAGUCAUGGUUGGAGGAGGUAUUGGGGUCACGCCGUAUGCCUCCAUUCUUAACGACCUUGUGUUCGGCACCUCCACAAACCGAUAUUCUGGAGUGGCUUGUAAAAAGGUGUAUUUCCUGUGGAUCUGUCCGACACACCGGCAGUUUGAGUGGUUUAUUGACGUCCUGCGAGAUGUUGAACGCAAGGAUGUAACAAAUGUAUUGGAAAUGCACAUUUUUAUUACUCAGUUCUUCCACAAAUUUGAUCUUCGCACUACUAUGUUGUAUAUUUGUGAGAAUCACUUCCAGAAGCUAAGUAAACGCAGUAUGUUCACGGGGCUCAAAGCUAUAAAUCACUUUGGCCGACCUGACAUGACAUCGUUCUUAAAGUUUGUGCAGAAGAAACAUAGUUACGUAUCUAAAAUUGGUGUGUUCAGUUGUGGUCCCAACCCACUCACAAAAUCUGUCAGCACGUCCUGUGAGCAAGUCAACCGGGGUCGUCGUCUCCCAUACUUCAUCCAUCACUACGAGAACUUCGGCUAAAUAUGUAUCCAAUCUCACCUUGGGGGUCUACAAUAAUCUGUACUGUAGAUCUAUCCUCUCCUCACUAGCUUAAAUAACCUACUUUACCCACCUUAAAUACUGCUACUUUAUCUUGCUACUCCGUGUAAUGUAUUUUCUUUAUAAAUCUCUCUUGAUCUGAUAAUAUAUUUGCUCUCUGCGUCUCUCACAUUACUUCUCAGUGUCCUUGCACCAGACUCUCGCAUACCCUAAGUGAGCAUUUACUCACAAUAUGACUAAUGGUGGUUGUAACAAAUUAGAACAUGCAAUUUUUAUUAGUCUCUAUAGUGCAUAUACCUAUCCAUAGUGCAUAUCUUCAACUGAAGUCUGUAUAAAGUAGUACAGUAAUUAAAAUUAUCUGUAUUUAAUGUGUUAUAUACUUUUAAAAAUGCAGCUUAGAAUGCGGUGGACAAACUGACCUUCUAAAAGUAGGAUAAUUGUACAUAAUCUUAUUAAAUCAUUUUCCAUACAAGAUAAUGAUAGGAACUAUAUAAUAGUAACCAGUGUUCUUCAUGUAUUUUUACAAGAAAUUAUAUAAGAUAGGGAACUGAAAGUGAGACUAUGCCUUCGAGUCUUCCCUCUUGACCAUAUUAAUAUAUUCCUUUACUGAGCACUGGGCAGUUAUUAUGUCUUACUUGAUUUGAUAGUUUUUUAAUUAGUAUUCUUAGAUAUACAUCUAGUCUGUCGAGACUGGUUCUCCUAAGGUGACUGCAGGCGCUCACACUCAACAACUGGUGUGAUAAAUGCCAUAAACUGGUACAUAAUUGUCUUAACUCUUCCACGGUCUCCGAGACAUGAUAUAAAUGUUAAUUUAUAAAAAAGGUUUAUAUAUAUUUAGACAUACUUUGUUUAUGGUUGUGCAAUAUUACUUUAUUUGUAGAUAUUUUUUAUACUAAACUCUCAGUCUCAUAUACAGUACUCUACUAACAUGGAUUUUUUACUGUGAAUAUUGAUUUUGAAAAUUUAUAAAUACUCGAUAUGUGUACAGCAUUGUGUGGUGACCCCAGUUGUGUUUUGUAUUUACUGUGUACAUUUUAAUGAGGUUUUCUCUACUGUUCCCUUGUAUUUGUGCCUUAACACUGAUAAAGUUCUGAUGAGAUUGUAACUAUAAAUGGUACAGGUACUUGAGAAGUUAUCUUAGCUAUGUGGAGCAGUAAGUAAAGUGGCCACAUCAUUCAGAGGUAGAUGCUCGGAGUGUCUACCUCUGAAUACUCCUAUAUAUUAGGUACUACUGUAUCUUAUUGACCUUCCUGCUGUGUUCCAUCUUUGCAUUAGCAGAAUUGUUCAGAAAUUCUUUAUAAACCUCUGGCCAGUGAGGUAAAAUAUUGUGUCACAAAUAAUAUAAAGGUCAGGUUUCUAGUGUUUUUCACUUUGUCCAGAUUUGUAGCGUUGGAAAGUUUGUACCAAAAAAAAAAAAUAGUUAAUAUAUAUAAAGUUGUGAUUUAAAAAUUUUAUAUAUCUUACAGAGGCUGCAGCAUUUUGUCAUUACAUUACAAAAGCUUCCAAUAUGACUGACAUAUGUUAAUCUUUUUUAUUUAUUUUUUUAAAUUUAUCCCCAAUUCAUUUUGAUAAGUAAACAAAUAUAUAUAACAUAGAGAAGUUACUUUUGAAGAGAAAUUUGCAAUGCUGAGUGAUGUCAGUUUUUCUAGUGGUACAAACUGUUAAUGAGUUUUGUGGGAAAAUGAUCAGUGUCACAUUAAAAGAGAAUAUCUGACUUCUCUUGUUGAAUAUUGUCUGAAGGACAGUACUGUACUGUACAAAACUUUAUAAAUACCUGUAACUCAUUUUUGGUAAAAUAAUGAGACUGGUGACUUGUGUACAGAUGUUCCAACAUGAUGGAAGAGCACAAGAAAAAUAAUCAAGUUCAUUAAUGUCUCAACAGCAAAAAUGAGUCCAGUCUUAUGAUUUUGACCAUGUUUCUACAAUAUACUGUGCUGACUGACCUAUUUGUGUUUUGAAUGUAGAAAAUACUAGAAGUUGUCAUCAGUUGCAAAUCAAAUUCCAGUUAGGAAUUGUUUUAGUAUAAGUCUUACCAGUAACAGUUUGUUCCGCUAAGAGGAGGAGUGGACCAGUACCAGCUGUGUUUAUUAUUGUUGGUGUCCUGGAGCUAAAGCUGUACAAGGAGCCUGACACUCAAAUAUUAAAACUUAAAUUAUGAAUCCACUUGAAAGCACGAUUGACAAACUCAGCUGUAGGUUGAUUAAACUAUGCAAAACAUAUUCAACUGUGUAAAUUUACUUUAAUCUUGUUACUCACAAGGAGCAGUGUUCAGCAACUGCUUUUAUUUACCAAUGGUUAGACAACCUUCAUAAACAUCCAAUUAUUAGAAACUCAAAAGAUUUUCUCAUGUAGACCAUAAAGUAUUAGUAUGUGUUAUGAGAUAUUUUUUCUGGAGUUCAUUAUAUUUGUAAAUGAUGCUUACAAAUCAAAGAACUCUCUCUACCUGUGACAAUUUCCUCCAAGAUAUUAAACAAGAUGUCCGUAA